This is a messenger RNA of Aspergillus glaucus CBS 516.65, 836 nucleotides long. RefSeq lists its product as uncharacterized. The transcript has 2 exons. The record is from RefSeq and is a predicted model, not a curated record. The coding region runs from base 263 to 481 and encodes 72 amino acids. Lineage: Eukaryota; Fungi; Ascomycota; Eurotiomycetes; Eurotiales; Aspergillaceae.
UUUAUCCCUAUCGAAAACACGCCAAUCUUCAUCAAUUCCGUCAAUCUUAUCAUUAUGCUGUCGUCCAAGAUGGCCAAUGGCCAUCGUCUUGACACCAAACUCAUUGACUUCCUUGCCAUGAUGGCACAGAAUAUCGACCAUGGCUCAGAUAUCCGCUCUGAGCAAUGGCGAGAUGGUGCUCCAUCUGCCUCAUCGAGCCAGAACAUUGCCAGAGGGCAAAGAUUCUCCUGUUUGUCACUUCUGAUUCUAUCCCCAUGCCCUUAUGGCCAAUUUUCACUUCAUUCCAACCGUUGCCGACUUCGAAGGCCAUCCAAUUGAGCUCUACAGUAUUCUUGACCCCGCCGUUCAAGGUUGGAUAUCUGGCGAGCAAGAGUUUGAAUUUCACAGGGCCUUUCUUGCCAUGGAGAGAAGGGCGAACGAACAUCUCGCACACCUGACACAGAAAUAUGGCAUUUCAACGAGAGUAUACGACCUUUACUAACAAUCUCCAGACGUACUGUCGCCGAGAAAAUUAAUUUUUGAAGGCAUGACCCCCGUGGAAUCGAGGAGCGUAUCCGGACCCAGAAUAUUUGCUAUGAGGCAUUCGAACACCAGCUUCGUCUGAGUGAUGUGGAAAAAAAGAUCCUGGUAAAUAUCACAAAUUGCUUUGCUCGAGACGCAAUGGUGUUCUGGCAUUGGCUAGAAAACAACCGCACGGCUUAUUUUGCAAUGCAUGCUUGCAUCUCGUUGCUGGACAAGCUCGGCAGUGAGAACACCAGUCAUGACAUUUAAAAUCCGCGCUAAUACACAGCAGAGUCUUGAGCUUCCCCAGAGUAUGCUUCUCCCUUGACCCCAAG